AUGCGCAACGGAGGCCACACCAACGAUCCAGUCGUGGAUGAAUGUGUGAAUGGCGGGGACGACAGUUCGACUGCCUCUGCAUAUCCGUGGGAUGGUCUUUGCAAUCGUAUUCUCGCAGCGUAUAAGGAAGGAGAAGAUAUCUCUGUUUUGCAGCUAUUUGAAGAACUCCAGAUGAUGCCAGAACUUGAUGUUCUCAUCCAUACAAAACAGUCUGCUACCGCAACAGAGUUAUCAGAAGAAAAAUUAAAUUUGAUGAAAGAUUAUAGUAACAACUCCGAUUCCGCUGCUUUGGAGAAGGUGGAAUUUUGUUGGGGACGUGCCCUCCUCGCGGCGAAGCGUGUUGCCCACGAUGAUGAUGAACAUAUUGUUUCUAUUGUGGAGAACUUUGAGCAACGCUUUGAGCGUCCGUCUGAUUAUCUGCGUUGCCUGGCGAUCACCGCCGAUGGGGCAUUAGAAGUUCUGCAAAUUCAUCAACUCGUGGAGGGUCGUGUUUCUGCAGAGGCCGUUACGGCUGCAUUACAUAAAUUCCCUUUACGUGAUGCCGCAGAGACACGAGAUCUGCUGGAGUUUAUGCGAGUCAAUGGUGUUCAUCUCACUCGUAGUAUAGCCGAACAAUUGGAGAAGCAUUUUGUUAAACGUAUGAAGACAGAGGAUCCAGAGGAUGUGUUCUGUGAAAUGCGAGAAGCUGGAGUAAAGCCAAUGUCAACACGACCGUAUAAUUUUCUUUUUAUGAAGAAAACACCAUUUAAGCAGAGAGAUUUACUUGGAUAUUAUGAAGAUAUGCUAGACCGUGGUAUUACCCCAGAAAACUCCACCUUCCGUAUUCUCAGUAAACAAACACAACAUGAUGGAUUUGCCAAUCAGCACUUUAGUGCCCUCGCUUGGGGCAACACCGCCCCACAACAACAAAGACGUCGGGAUGAGGCCGAACGCGGUGGAACACAAGUUUUCUUCGCUACACGUCUGGAAGAAUUGGCACGCACUUCACCAGAUACAUCACUGGAUACUGCAUUGCAAGUACUUCGCCGUAUGGAUGUGGAAGGAACACAAUUAACAAAUGGAUCUCCUAUUCUUGGUUCACUAUUACUGUACUUUUGUCAUCCCACGCAGCCAGAGGAUACAGAACGUGUACUACAACUCGCACAGGAUCGAGGUUGUCAUCCCAAUAGUGCCACGGUGCAAAAGUUAUUAAGAGAUACCAGCACCACUCGCUUUGAGCAGGCAGAGAUUGUAUUACAAAAGGUGGUAGAGGCGGGAGAGACAUUACAGGUGGAUUGUGUGGAUUUACUACGAUACUUUGUGAUGAAUAAUAAACGCAGUAAAGCGGUACGGGUCUUUCGUGCUUUUGUAGUUCACCGGUAUCGACAUUCUAAUGAACAAAUUCCCUUUGCUAUUGCUUCUAUGGCAAUGAAACUUGGUCCUUUUAAUUGGGCAUUGGGUGUGUUAUCUAUUUUGUUGGCAUCUGUUGAUAAACCACUCGGUAGAGGUGUUCAAUCACGAAUGCGUUCUGCUGCACAUGAUGUUCGUAGUCGAGAUAUUAUAGAAGUUUUUAAUCGUUGUGAUUGGAAACGUGAACGUCUUCUUUUGGCAGAUGAACUACAAGAACGACCUUUUAAUGGUAGUAGUAACACCACCUCUACCGAAAAUAACAACAAUAGUUCCAACAACAACAAUAACAAUAUCAACAAUGUUAAUGGCGGUGAUUCUGCAUAUACGGGAUCUAAGAGCCAUAAUCGAUUAGAUGGUGGACCAACGUGGAUAAGUGCUAUGCAUAUAGCAUUAAAGGAGAUGAAUGUAGAUCCAAAAGUGAUGGAAGCAUAUAAAGCAAUUCUAACAGAUGCGAUAGAAAAGGCGAGGAGGCAUCAAGGUCACAGUGGAGAACAUGGUAGUGGUAGUGGUGGUGGUGGUGGUGUAAGUUUAAACUCUGGUCACUCUAGGGGGAAGUAA
Trypanosoma theileri is the source of this 1947-nucleotide messenger RNA. RefSeq lists its product as uncharacterized. Lineage: Eukaryota; Euglenozoa; Kinetoplastea; Trypanosomatida; Trypanosomatidae. The transcript has a single exon. Bases 1 to 1947 code for a protein of 648 amino acids. The record is from RefSeq and is a predicted model, not a curated record. Gene Ontology annotation, molecular function: protein binding.